Molecule: messenger RNA, 222 nt
Organism: Didymodactylos carnosus
Lineage: Eukaryota; Metazoa; Rotifera; Eurotatoria; Philodinida; Philodinidae
Source: the annotation of a GenBank genome assembly
AUGUCCAUAUUACAAGCGCAACAAGUAUUAAAUGAACGUGAAAUUAAACAGCUAGAAGAUUCGUGUGAAAAAGAAAGACAGACGUGGUCAAGUAGUGUUUCUCAAUUAGAAGAAUUAUAUCAAGUAAUAGGCAAAAUGAACAUAUUUUUUUUCUCUAAUCAUUCAUAUUUUCUUUUCUACUCAGAAUGCUUACACUGGUCAACAAGAGUUAGAAAUGCGUAU